CUGGUUCAGACGGUUCAGUCUUUUAUCGUCGUGUUCAUCCGGUUUCAGCUGUCCGGUCUAGAACCUUUGCCUAGGAAGGAUUUAUUCACGGUAUCAUACGACAAUAUACCUUGCUUGUCGUGGUACUUCGAUUGUUUGAACUAUGGCAGAUUCAAAGCCAAAGUUGUAUGCAUCACAGUUUUGCCCAUUUGCUCAUCGUGCCUGGAUAGCAUUGUUGGCCAAGAAGGUAGAUUUUGAGUACAUUGAACAUGAUCCAUACGACAAGACRCCAGAGUGGAUGGCCAUCAGUCCCACUGGAAAAGUACCUGUGAUUGUCCAUAAUGGGAAACAAAUCUAUGAAAGUGCUGUUUGUAUUGAAUACAUCGAUGAGGCAUUCUCUACUGAAGUCCUGCUGCUCCCAAAAGAUCCUUAUGAAAGAGCAGUGGCACGUAUCUGGGGAGAUUUUCUUGGGAAAAAUAUAACUCCCCAUUUCUUUAGUGCUCUUAGGAAGAAGACAAAGGAAGAGCAAGUGGAACAGCUAGAGAACUUUCAGAAYGGACUGAAAAAAUUUCUUGCCGCCAUGGAUCCCAAUGCUACAUUUCUUCAGGGUGAAACCAUAGGAUACCUUGACAUAAUGCUGGYACCUUUUGCAAAUCUGCUCAAAGUCUUAAAGCAUUAUAGGGAUUUUGAGGUGCCACAGUCAACAGAGUUCAGCAGGUUCCACAAAUGGUGGGAUGCAGUCAAGAGUCACCCAGCAUUGACACCAGUUAUGCAGAUCCCAAUUGAAAAAUUCAUUGCAACAUAUAAGACAGUUUUUAACCCCUAAAUUAUGAACUGUGAAAGUAAGGCAUAUCCUGAAGAAGAGGAGUCUCUCCCACUAUAACCUUAACCAAUUAUCCCUUCAUCGCAUCUGCCUCCCUCAAAUCAAAGGACUUCCUGGAUAUGAUAUAAGAAUAUAAUAACAAUGAUAAUAAUAAUAAUAAUAAUAAUAAUAAUAAUAAUAAUGUACUCAGAAUUUAGGAUAAUAGUUUUUAAGCUUCAUACGUUUUCUUUAUUUUUUUUGGAAUAUUAGUAACUAUAAAUUUAGACAGAACAUAUUAUAUUGUCAUUCAUUAACAAUUAGAAUUAGAAUUUAAUUAGGGUUAAUUUGGCCUUUAGGUUACGCUUAGCGCCCUAUUGUGUCACUUGUAUGGAGCAUACAAAAGUUUUACACUGCUGUCAUAAUAAUAAUAAUGAUAAUAAUGAUAAUAAUAAUGAUAAUAAUAAUAAUAGUUCCAAUAGUCAUUGGAUCGCUCGGAACAAUAUCAAAACAAUUUAAGGGUCAUGUUCAGAGACUACAGUGUAGAUAGUAUGAGCUUGUUAGACCUAGAGAAAUCUGUAAUUUUAAGCACGGCACACAUUUUAAGAAGAGUACUUUAGCUCUCAGGAGCUGGGUAGACUCUCUCGAGCUGAAGGUUAAUGUAUACACCAGCAAAAGACUUGCAAUAUACUUAUUUUACUGUGCAAUAAAGAAAUAAUAAUAGGUAUGUAGGUAGGUACAUGUAGGUAUAGAUGAUGAACAAAACUUGAUAAGACAAUGCCAAAAAUGGGUGAUAUCGCAAAACUGCAAAAUAGUAAAGACAUUCUACACCUUUGAAUAGACAUUUGUUAGCGACACACUAAGGAUAUAGCCUAGAACUAUAAAAGUUCCACUUUAUUCUUGUAAAGUAUUAUGCAUACUGAAAGUUUAAAUAAACAAAGACAAUAAUAAUAUUAUAAUAA
This is a messenger RNA of Actinia tenebrosa (Australian red waratah sea anemone), 1740 nucleotides long. RefSeq lists its product as uncharacterized. NCBI's taxonomy places the organism in Eukaryota, Metazoa, Cnidaria, Anthozoa, Actiniaria, Actiniidae. The record is from RefSeq and is a predicted model, not a curated record. Gene Ontology annotation, molecular function: glutathione transferase activity. Gene Ontology annotation, cellular component: cytoplasm.